Toxoplasma gondii ME49 is the source of this 8393-nucleotide messenger RNA. RefSeq lists its product as hypothetical. Lineage: Eukaryota; Apicomplexa; Conoidasida; Eucoccidiorida; Sarcocystidae. Bases 666 to 7190 code for a protein of 2174 amino acids. The record is from RefSeq and is a predicted model, not a curated record. The transcript has a single exon.
CUUUCGCCUCUCGUCUCGCUCUCCGUCAUGUGCAGAGAAAAGGAGGAGGAAGAAACAAGCGAGAAAGUCCGCGGAAGGGAGACGAAGCGAGGAAGAGACGGGAUCUGUGUCGUGUCUCUGUCGCAGAGGCCACCGGGAACUUGCGAGGAGCCGGCGUUUUUGACGCAAAGAGAAGGCGCCUGCUGGAAGUCUCAAGGAAAUUCGGGUGGUUUUUUUUUCUUCAGCGUUAAAGAACGACGAGAAAGUGGAAACAGAUGAAGACUCGGAACAAGAGGCACAUGUCUCCGAUGCGCUCUUUUUCUCUGACGACGUUCACACAGUCGGAAAUGCCUCCCCGACCUUUUUCAGGCUUGUUGCUUCUUCAGUUUUCGAUAGAGAAAGAAGAGAAAAUCCGCUCUCCAGAGCUGUCAAUUUUGCCCUCGACCCUCCAGUUUCGCCUUACUUCUAAAGUUGCCCUCCCGCCUCCUUGGCAGCGCUACGUCCUUCGCCUGUCUCCGUGUGAACGGACGCUUUUCUCUCUUCAUUCCUUCCCCUUCCUUCGCUCGGUGUCCUCCUCCUCUCGCCUCCUUCUUCCUCUUUUCCUUUGACUCUCCCUCUCUGUUUCCACUCUCUCGCCGUCUCUUUUUCCUCUCCGCUUUUCAAGCCUUUCCCCUUGCCUCUUUUUUAUGGCGGCAUGGCCUCGCGGACUCUCGCGGCCUCAAAGCAGCCAGAGGCGCCGUGCUGGCCCUGCUGCCGGCCUCUCUCUCGAACAGGAAGCUCGACGAAGAAGAGAGAAGUCCGACGCGAAGACAACUCGACUUCCAGAAGCAGCGGGGACGGCGACCCAUGAACUGCAGAGAAGAGAAGAGAGAGAAGAACCGAGAGGGGAAGCGAGAGAAGAAGAGAGAGAAGGAGAUCUGUGGGUGUCUGUAUGCGAGAGCUGCGGCGUGAGGCUUCCGACCAAGUCCCAGCGAGCGUCUUCCUCACCUCCUUUCCUUUCUGCCUUGUCGCCGUCGUCUUGUGCGCGUUUGCGUUCUCAACUCGCUGUUUCUCGUUCCAGUUUUUCGUUUGCGUCUGCCUCUUCCUGCUCUUCGCCUCCGCUCUGGGGCCUUCCCUCGCCUCCUGUCUCUUCGUUCUGUCCUGCCUCUCCCCCCUCCGUGUGUCUGCAAGACACCGAGGAACCGCCGGCUUCGCCAUGCUUUCAAAUGGCGGCGAUUCAUGACGCGCCUUUUUUCGAGAGGCUCGUCCUUCCGUGGAGAGAGACGUCGCAUGCGUUGUCCUCCCCCAAAGAAGAAGAAUCUUCGACUCUCUCUUCUGAGCAUUCCCUGCCGCCCAACGCCGUCUGCCUCCCCGCGUCUGCGGUCUCGAUGCCCGUGACCUGUCUCCCCCCCGAAGUCUCCAUGUCGCCUUGCUCCUCCGCUUCUCUCUCUUCUUCUUCUGUCUCCUCGUCCUUCGCGUCGUCGAGCUCUGCUUCGGUCUCUGCCUGUCCACGAGAGAGUUCUCCUGCGCCGCCUCGGCGAUGGCGGUGGCCGAGGGCCGAGAGGCGCCGAGAAGGUCGUUCGAAGGAAGGAGAGAGAGCAGGAGAGAAGGGAGAGCGAAAGGAGGGGGGAGAGAAACAAAUCGAGAAGAAGGGAGGACAGGUGCCGAGAGAGUUCAUGGAGGCAGGAGCGCCUGCAGACGGCUUUGCGCCUGGGGUGCGACAUGCGCUGAGUUGUGCAGACCGGCGAGAAGAAGCAGCUGGCUCAGGCAGCGGCCUGCCACCGUUUGGUGGAGAAGAAGAGCGCCGAGAAAAAGGACAGCCGCGCAGCCGGGAGGACGCCCGUUUUUCGCGACGCCUUCAGGAGAGCCGCCUGGGUCUUGAGGCUCCUCCGGUCGACCAUACAGAAGGGGAGAAGUCACCUCCUGGGUGGGGGCAGUCGUUCCGACUCCGCGAUGGCGGCGGACUGUUUUCUUGGCGGCCGCAGCGAGAGGGAGUCGGACAGGAGACAACGCAGGACGUCGAGGAAGGCGCGUCGAGCGAGGAAAUCAGAAGCGAUACAUCUUGGUCAGAGCUGAUGGACGAAGAGGAGAGCCAGACACGAGCGAGAGAAGAAGGACGCGACAGCCGAGCGCGGAAAAGGGAGUCUGCAUGCGCAGGAAGUCUGGGAAGACCCGGUGCGGGAGCUGAGGAAGCGCGUCACCUGCGAGGAGACAUUCGCCAAACAUGCGAGGAAGGCGCGGAGCAAAGAGAAGGGAGGGGGGCCGCCAGGACAGACAGAGAGCCUUCGGCUUCUCCAUGCUUCGCUGGGGCCUCGGCGCCGCAGUGCCCCAACGCAGGGCGUCCGCAGCACCCGCGGGGAGACAAGGAAAGUGGAGACAGCGACGCGGGAGAGCGAGGAGACCUUUCGAGCAGGACCUUCGCGUCUCCACACGGCACCCUCCGCGCCUACCACGAGCUCUUCCAGGCUCAGAUGCAGCUGCACUACCAGCAGUGGUAUCGCUGGCACUGCAUGCAGCUCCACGAGAGACAGCGGCAGGCCUCCGCCUCGCUGGCUUGCCAGCCGCCUCCCGGCGGAGCGGAGAGAGGCGAUCGCUUGGCCUCGGGGCAGAAGGAGAGAGUAUGUCGGAGUGGAGUCUCCGGAGACAGCGGGGAGGAAGACGAGUCGUCGGCGGAAGACGAGCUGGAGCGCCUUUUCUUUGGAGAAGUCAGCAGAACCUGCGAAAGAAACUCUCCCGGCGCAAAGAGCGAGAGAAGAGUCGCGAAAGACAAUCGAGACACGGGGGGAGAGCGAGACGGCGCAGACUCAAGGUUCGAAACAUAUCAACCGACGGGGACCGCGCCGCCGCUGUCACGAACAGAGUCGUUUUCUUUUCCUGUUUCUCACCCUUUUUUUUCUCAGACCUGCCCUCCCUUCCCCUUCCCCCUAGACCCACCGUCGCGAACGAUGCCUUCGCUUUCGAUGUCUCCGCUUUCGAUGUCUCCGCUUUCGAUGUCUCCGGAGGCCUUCUUUCAUGGGGCUCCAGGGCGUCCAGGCUGGGGUCCGCAUCCGCCUCCUUUAGGUUUGCCGACUUCACAAACUGGAGGCGCCUCCCGCAUGUCUUCGCAACCUGUCAUAACGGAUGAACCCGAGUCGACCGAGAGGCGGCUCUCUUCUCAAGCGUUUUCCGAUCUCUCGUUUUUUCCGCCGUACGCCUUCGUUCCUUCGCAACUUCCAACUGGAGCGGCUUCCGUCGCCUGGGAGGAGGCACCGUGGCUGCCCGGCCUGGCUCACGAAGGCGCGAGAGACGCGACGCCUCCGGCACCCUCCGCGGCUUUGGGCUCUCGAGUCCAGACGGCGUCGCCGACCGCGGUGGUCGUGGGCGGCAUUGGAGCCGCCUUGUCCUCGCCUGACGAAAGGCUGGAAUCGACGUCUGAGAAGCCGCCCCAGAGCAUCCCGCCGGCCAGGGACGCGCAAGCCUUCUCGGCUGUCUCGUCGCUCUCUGCCUUGUUCACUUGGAGCCUUAAAAAGGAAGGAAACAUCUGCGAGGCAGAGACACCCGGCGGCGGGCCAGGUGUUGUCUCCGUUGACCCGCGAAGCUCGAAACCUCAGGGAGACUCUGGCUGCGCCGCGCCGGUUCCCGGUGCGAGCACUACGCGGUCGACAGCUCCCUCGGAGACCUCUCAAGGCGGCGCAUCCAUCGACAGUGGGGCUCGCGGAAAAGCUGCAAAAACGAACUGUCUCGUUCCCUCUCCUCCUUCCUCUUCUUCCUCUUCUUCCUCUUCUUCCUCUUCUUCCGCUCCAUCCUCUUCUUCCGCUCCAUCCUCGUUUUCUGCCUCUUCCUCUUCAGGUUCAUCACACUCUUCAGACAGAGAGCGUGGUGCGGCAGGGAAGGAGGAGGGGGCGAGAGAGAAGGCCCAGAGAGAGGACGGGGAUGGGAGCGAAAAGAGGAGACAGAUCAUCCUGCCUCUUCCGUACUGGGCGGCAGAGGAGGACGCGGGGGCGAAAGUCGAAACUGAAGACUUCAGCGGUGAGAGCGAUGUGCGAUCCCUUUCUUCGUCUCAAGGGUAUCGAGAGGGCGCCAUAGACAGCGAACAAGAUUACAUCCUGUGGAGGGGACAAGCCGCAGGUGUCGACUUCGCGGACUCCAGGGAAACCCCACACUUGUCCGAGUCGCCGCGCUCCCUUGCCCGUGAGAGUCUCUCAGCCUCGCCAGCGCGCCGCGUUUCUUCGAGGCCUUCGCGACAGGGCGAGGCGACGGGAGUCCCCGGCGCGCCUGGGGACGCCCACAACACAGCGGAGCCAGGCGAGAGAGGUCCGGAGACGCGACUCAGGUCGGCUGUGGAAAGCAACACUGGCGCGAGUCUCGGAUUUCUCCCCGCGUUUCUCUUCGGCGCUGACAAGGCUCGAACUUCGAAGACGAGGCUGCCACCCGCGAACAUCGACAUCGACGUUGUCAUUGGAGACAGUGAAGGAAACAGGGGAUGCGUCGCAGGAGCGCCGGCCGCGGGGGGUGCGGCGCUCCUGCUCCGUCGACGCCGCUGCUUCCAGGAGACAGCAGAGGCUCGGCAGAAGACUCCAGGGCGAGAGGGCAACGGGGAGAUAUCUCGCCAGCGCUGGAGGUUCGACCGGUGGAGACCGAGCGAGAGACAGGAGGUCGAGGGCGGGUGGGAAGCAGAAAACUUCUUUCAGAAGACGCGCAGCUCCGCGUCCUCUCCCGGCGGAGACACCCUCACACAGAAGAGUCUCCAGAGGUUUCUGCGGGGAGCGACGGAGACGGCGAGGAAGUCGAUCCUCGGCCGCAGCAAAGAGACACAGGACCUCGACAGCAAGGGGGAAGACCUAGACGGGAUGUUCGUCAUCUCCUGGGGGGGGGCUGGCGCUCCGGAGACCACGACAUCGGAGAAGAAACGUUCUCCGGAGACCAGAGGCAAGCCAGCAGAUGUUUCGAGAGACAACGCAGUAAGAACAGGGAGAAGAAAAGGGAGAGCGUUUGCAGGAGAAGUCGACGAGACGGAAGUCGAAGAAUCCGCAAGACGUGAGAGCGGCGAGGGGACCGCGAAUGCCACCGCCUCACAACGUCCAAUGCUCGCUUCAGAUGUCUCGUUGAUUCAAACGCACUCGACCGCCGGUGAUGCCGGAAAAACUCAUUUGGGUCUCAAGGAGAUGGCGGCCAUCGCUCCCCGACAAAGACACGACCCUUCGCUGUCUUCUCUCCCGUCCUUUUGUCCAUCCUCGGGGGCUUCUUUGCCCUCGUUUGCCUCCGCAGCCUUCCCCUUCGCUGCACAGACCCAGGGAGGCGCUCUGCUCUCUGCGUCCUUGCCUCCUCUCUCUGAGUCUCCCCACGAGUCACCCUGGCCCUCGCUCGACAGUGCCGCGCGCUCCUACCGAGCCGGGGAGAGACGCGCCGGAGCUCCCCUGGAAGCCGCAAAGUCCCGCGACUGCAGAUCGCAAGGCGCGGCCGAGGCGCCGAGAAGGGAGACAGAGGAGACAGAUGGAGACGACGAAGACGAGGCAGGGACUGGAGUGCGAGACGGAGCAACAAGGGAGGAGGAGGCGGCGGGGGGGCAGGAGGAAGAGGACGGCGGAGGGAAGAGAGGAGGUCGACUGAAGGAAGACGGUGAUGAAGGAUAUCGGAGAUGCAGAGGAAGAGUGUCUUCCAAGAGGAUGGAGAGUUCUGCGGAAGUACACACCCGCGACGAGGAGCGUCGCACAGGAGACGACAGCCUGUUUGAGGAGGACGAUGGAGACAGCGAAGUCGCAAGGACAGACCAAUGUGGAGAGACAACAUGGCCAAAAAUGAAUGAAGAACGAUUCCUGGUGCACCAGACUCACGCAAGUCGUGCACAUACGCGUAGCGCCUCUCCUGACCUUUCUCACUCGUCUUCUUUCUUUCCUGAUCUCUCUUCCUACAGUUGCCGUCUUGUCUCUGCAUCCCGACAGUCAGCAGCAGGAUCUUCUUUAGGUCCUUCGUCUCGCUCUUCAUCUUACUCCUCCUCUGUUUCUUCCGCCCCCUCUUCCGCUUCGUCUUCUUUCUCUUCUUUCUCUUCCUUCUCUUCUUCUCUCCCUUGGAGUGGCGUGGUGGAUGCGGCGAAGUCGACCGCAGCGGCGGCGGUUGCGGCAUGUCGAGCAGCUGAGGUAGCUGCGAAGACGUCUUUUUCUUCUCUCUCUUCUUCUCCGCUCUCGACGUUCUUUCCUGCUUCGGGGUCUGGGAGCGGUCGCACGAAGCGCAGCGAAAAACUCUUUCAUCGAGCGCAAAGCGGAGACAUCCCGAGCGCCGCGCAGGUCGAAGAGGCAGCGCGGCGGAUGGCGGGAGAGCGAGACGCGGGCGGACUCCUCGAGUGGACGCAUGGGGAGGACGGACGAGGAAAUCGUUUGAGGUCGGUGUCUCCUUUUCUGGCGGGAGCGAAGCGCGUGGAGCCCCCGGCGGGCACCGCGUCCUGCUCAGCCGCUCUCCGGAGGCCUCAAAUUGGGGAGGACAGGACGGAGGCGUCGGAGGCCUUCUGCUAUCCAGAGACCUGCGCAGGCGACGUACGACCAGACGACAGAAGCAGAACGCCACCCGACGCUCGUUCCGGCUCUGCAGAUCGUUCCGGCUCUGCAGAUCGUUCCGGCUCGGCAGAUCGUUCCGGCUCGGCAGACGCAUGCAGAGCACCCGAGAGCGCAGGGGCGGGAGGCGGGCAGGAGCGGAGACUGGGAGAAGGCGAAGGAGACAGAGGAGGAGACGAGAGGAGACCGAGCUCCACAGAACGAAGAAGAGCUGUUCUUCAGGAACAGCAGUUUCUCCUCAUGUUGCAACAGCAGCUUCUCGUUGAAGAGGAGCUCGCAGAGGACGAAGAGGAACGGAGAGAGGUCACGCAAACGAGCCAAGAAAAAGAGACUAGAGGAGGAACAGCACCAGAGGAGCGGAACGGAGACAAAGAGGUGGAAGAGAGGACGGAGGAAGAGCAAAGCACGAUGGAGGAGGGAGAAGAGGCAGAAAUGGAAGAGGGGAGAGAAGAUGGAGGGGCAAAAGAGAUCCAGGAAGGCGAACGGACAAGGGAGGAACAACAGAUGAGCCAGACAGACGAAAUGGAGAAGGACGAAGAGAAAACGAGCUGUGAAGCGCAAACCGUGGAGACAAGGAUGGCAGAGGAGAAGAUAACAGAGGAGAACCACGGAGGAGGUGUGCGAGGCGAGAGAGAAGGCAUGACAGGGACAAAUGGAAAGAAGAGAGAGAAAGCGAGACGCCGAAAACGAGGGCAGCGGCGAUGAAGAAGAAGGCUUGUGGGUCGCAAAUUCCAGGAAAUGAAGAGAAGGAAGAAAGUGAAGAAGUCUGAGGGAAACAGGAAGAGGACUUCUCUUUCACGGCAGGAGAGUGGCUUUUCGCAGGCUUAAGGAGACGUUUGUGCGACUUUGUGUCUGGCAGACACCAAACGUUCUUUCGUUUCUUUCAUCUUCAUUUCAAAUGCGGAACUCGCUGAUUCUCGACUGUUUCAAGACGCUCGAGGGUUGUCCGCGAUGUUUUCUCAGUGAUAUGCCCUGCGCUUUUUCGUUGCCUUUUUCUCGUCCUCGUGCUCUUCUCUCUUCUUCGAGCGUCUCUCUUUCUGCCUCUCUCUGGCGGCUCUUCUAUCUCUUCGAGAGCUCUCUGAAAGUCUCUGCCGCGGACGCCUCCGGUGGUCCACGCUUGCCUUUUUUUCUUUUCCUUCUUUCUGAGGGGAAUGGCCUAGCUCCCCGAAGCGGGCAACUUGCUGUCUGCCCUUCAGUCCUUCGUUCUCCCCCUCCCCCUGAGGGCGUUGAGAACUCGUAGGAACUCCUCCUUGUCGGGACGGAUCAUUUGUACAGUGACAGUUUGUACUUGUAAUGAGGGAAGACGGCUAAGAUAAUACUAGCAAAGAAUACAACAAAGGCACGGGCAAAAGAUUCUUCUCGAGACUGAAACGACAGGUUUCUCCGGCCGCCCCAGCACAGGCACAAGGCGCCGGAUGGAAAGAAACUUUGCUCUCUUUCGCUUCUUCAAGGGAGCGUUUCUAGAGUCACAUGGAAACCGAGAGCUCCAUAUACCACAGAGUACGAGACCGCGUCAGGUCUUCUUUAAUCACGAGCCUCUCCCUUCCCCAGAAUAGAGGGAACUCCAGCGAUCUGCGUCGAGCAGUUUCGCCCACACACAAGGGUGAACGGCCACAACAGAGAGGGGCAGUUUCGAGUCUGUGAAGAGCGCAUGCAGCGACAGAAAGCGGGGAUCCGGUGCAGACGCUAAAGCCAAGAACAAUCUCGGCCGCUGAACAAGGUCUGACCUAAGAAAAUGCAUAGGCCUUUCUCCUCUGACGAUAACAGCCUUUUGCCCACACUAAGGAACCCGCAAAAUACCUCAUAUAUAUAUAUAUAUAUAUACGUUGGUGGUUCACAAGGACUGUAUGCAAGGACUUUUUCGCGAGCGGUAAAAAAAAUCUGUGCCUGCUCCCUCUGGAUACCCCC